AUGCCACCGCUUCAUCUCCGACAGGAAUUCCCGACGCUGAAAGCUUUCAAGGAGGCGCUACAUGCGUGGGCGAUCGAGUCGCAUUUCGAGCCUCGCAUCCUAAAAUCGGAUACGGGACGGGUAAGGGUCGGUUGUAAACGCGACGCGAAUUGUCCUUUCGUAAUAAGGUGCAAUUGGGAGCGGAAGAAUGGGCGGGAGCCUCUCGCGCGGGUUACGGUGUUGAGGGAUAGACAUACCUGUCUUGAUAAUUUGGAUUUGGGGGUUGGGGGCAAUCUUGGUGGUGCGAAUGAUGGAGGGGUUAAUGGAGGGAAUGGCAAUGCUAAUGUGGGCACGGCGAAUAUGACGAGCGGUUUAGGGAUGGGGAUGGGCGGUAUGGGUAUGGCGGGAGGCAUAGGGAUGAACAUGAACAUGGCGAAUGGAAUGGGCAUGAAUAUGGGUGGGAACGGUCAAGUUGAGAUACGUCAGGAUGGUGAUGGGAAUAUUAUGGGCGGCGCGAGGGUCUUAGGACCUAUCGAGCGACAGAAUAAUGAGGUCACUAAUGCACCAGCUAUCGCUGCUUUGCCUAAAGUCCAGAGGAAUAGCGCGUCGAGACUGCCUUUCCUAAUGGACAUCCUUCCGCGCAUGAUGAAUAUCCAAAAAGAAACUACCCCGAUGGAGAUUAGGGAAUGCUUGCUAAGAGAAUAUGGAGCAGAGGUUCAUCUACAACAAUGUAGACGAGCCAAAACCGAGAUACUGAAGAAGAGGGCGAGUGAAGGGGAACAGGGAAACCCAGGAAGCGAACAUCAAGGCAGCCUUGAUGGAAUGGGUGGCAGUGAAGGCGCAAAUGAAGCUACGCAGCAGCUUUUCGCCGACAUGAACGGUUCUUCGAACAUGAACAGUACACCUCAAAUGAACGGCACGCCUCAGAUGAAUGGAACGCCACAGAUGAAUGGGACGCCGCAAAUGAACGGCUCGUCCCAGAUGAACGGAGUACCUCAGAUGAAUGGCAGUUCAAACAUGAACACCAAUGGGAAUGUUGCGACAACGCCUAGUAACCCUCAACCAAGCCCUCAUCCCUUUACUCUGCAUACCGCGACUGGAGUUGUGACUCCAGUGGUUCCUGAUCGAGGAACAGCGGCGUUGAGAGCGGUUGGAGAGCAGCCGAUCAAGUGUCCUUAUUGUAUUAAUCAUCGCUGGAUGAAGAGUAUUCAGGAUGCGGUGGAGCAUAUGAGUAUGCAUGUUACUGUGUGA
Molecule: messenger RNA, 1230 nt
Organism: Glarea lozoyensis ATCC 20868
Lineage: Eukaryota; Fungi; Ascomycota; Leotiomycetes; Helotiales; Helotiaceae
Exons: 1
Coding region: 1-1230 (409 amino acids)
Source: RefSeq, a predicted model, not a curated record